ACCUCCUACCGCAACACAGGACGCCACAACUUCCAGCAACGGCGCGGUUGCUCUUGAAUCAGGCUGAAAAAUGAUGGGUUCACGAGGUACCAGUGUUGUGCUCUCAAGAGCUGCUCGGAUGAGGCAAAAGCUGCAGUCUGCUUUGGAGGCCAGUGCACUAGAUAUUGAAGAUGUUUCUUACCAACAUGCUGGGCAUGCAGCUGUGAAGGACAAUGCAAAUGAGACGCAUUUUAACAUCAAGGUAAUUUCACCCAAGUUUGAAGGGCAGAACCUUGUGAAGCGUCAUAGGAUGGUGUACGAUCUCUUGACCGAUGAGUUGAACUCGGGUCUUCAUGCUAUCUCCAUUGUUGCGAAAACUCCAACAGAGUCGGGAUCAUGAAUGUAAUUUUUUUUGACUUGAUUAAUGUUUGUUCCAGAAUAAGUUGAUUGCAGCAAUAGCAUGUAGCCCCGAAUCGGUUGGUAAAACAAUGUUAUGGCAUGCAUAUUUCUUCAUGAUAAAGACAUAUUGUUGCCUUGGUUGAAGCGUGAA
Molecule: messenger RNA, 529 nt
Organism: Triticum aestivum (bread wheat)
Lineage: Eukaryota; Viridiplantae; Streptophyta; Magnoliopsida; Poales; Poaceae
Product: protein BOLA1, chloroplastic
Exons: 2
Coding region: 71-379 (102 amino acids)
Biological process (GO): iron-sulfur cluster assembly
Cellular component (GO): chloroplast
Source: RefSeq, a predicted model, not a curated record